AUGAAACUUAUAGACGUAUAAAAUAUUGCAGCAAUUAAUAGAAUUGAAAAUGAUAAACUUUACCAAGUAAUUUGUUUUGCUGUAGAACUCGGGCAUUCUAGAAAAGUACUUAGAUUACAUAGAUUCUGUAUUACAGUGUAUACAAAUAGAAAAAGUGUAAACAUUUUCGUUAUUGAUGUUAAUAAAUAAAUUACUGAUUUAUGUGAACCAGGAUAAAAAUGUGUAAUAAUAGUUGAUUUAGAUACUGAUAAGAAAAUGUGUUCCGAUAAAACUUGUGUUAAAGUUUAAUAGGGUAGUUCUUAUACUGUAGGCGAUUUCAUGUAUGUUAAUAUAUGGCUUAAAGAUAAUAGUUAUACUAAAUAUUUUGAUCUUGUAAAAGUUGUUUUUAGUGAUGAUUCUGCAGUAUUUGAUUUUACUUAAAUUACCUAAGUUAUAUCUUAAACUUACGGUAAUAUUAUUUUAGCAAUAGAAUUAACUGAACCCUCGAUAAAAGCCACUUUUUAAGUUACUUUAAAUAUUAGAGAAAAUGCUAAUAUAUUAAGAAGAUUAAAUGGUAUAAAUGCAAAAGAAAAUAAAGUUGUUUAAAACUUCGAUGUUUAAAUUAUGAGUGUUAAAUAGAAUAUUCCACUUCUUCCAGGCCACUGUUUUAACGAAACUUAAAAAGAAAAGCAUAAUAAAAUUUAACAAUUUACAUUAGUAAACGGAGUUUAAUGUGAAAAGACAAAUUACAUAUCGGAAUAAGACGAUCCUAAUUUAUUAGAUUCAUUAAAAAUGGGUACUCCUCUGUCGCAUACAUAUGGAACAAAAAAAUAAGUAAUAAAUGAUUAUGUACCCCGGAUAUAGCCUCCAUGGUUAAAAUAUGAUAGAUAAGUAUUAAGAUUUUACAGCUAUUUUUAAGAAAGUGUAGUCGAGGAUCCCAAAGAGAACUAUCGUAUUCGAAAAUGUGUAAUUUAUUACUAUUUAUCUGAUGGAACAAUACAUGUGAAUGAACCAAAAACUGAAAAUUCUGGAAUCACAUAAGGAGUUUUUAUCAAAAGAUAAAAAGUUCCUAAAUAACUUGGUUCGAAUGAAUAUUAUACAUGGGAAGAUCUUAAUUUGGCAUAAAAUAUUAACCUUUUUGAAAGAGUCUUUAGAAUUAUAGAUUGUGAUUCUUUCACAAGAGAAUAUUACGCUUAUAUGGGUUCAAAAAUGAAUUAACCAGAAAGAAUUCCAGUUGAUAAUUUCGAAGCUUAUAAAUAAAUUAAAGAUAUUAAAAUUCCUCCUCCAGAUGCAAAAGAAUAUAAAGAAUAUAAUGAUGUUAAGUUAGGAGGUGGACAUCCUAAUACAGGUUUAUAAAAAUAUUUAGAAAAUGAUAGAAAAGUAUUAUCCUUUAAAUUACUUUGGAAUGACACAAGUCUUGAAGGAGGAUUGAAUUUGUUUACAUUAAAUUUCUUUUUAGCAGAUGAUACAGUAGAAAUCAAGGAAGUUAGAAAAUCUAAUAAUGGAAAAGAUCCAUAUAAUUUAUUUUUAAAUCGUAAAAAAUUACCUAAAUAACCAAUUAAUACUCAUUAUCCCGGUAUGACUUUAAAAAAAGAAGAAUAUUUUACUCCAUCAGAUUUAUUAUGUGGAUAAUUGAUUAAAAUAUUUUCUAAAGAUUGUUUAAUAUAUGAUUGUGAUCCAUAUACAAAAGAAUGGUAUUUACAUAAUUUGAGCAUAUAAUAAAUUCCGGCAUCUUUACCAAAAGGUGAAGUUAGAAAAACAUAUUAACCAGUGCCUCCUUAUAAUGGAUAUGGGACAGAGGAAGAUUCCUUAGGAAGUGUAUAUUAUUUAGUCCCAAAGGCCCCUAAAAAAGAUAUUAACAAAAUGUAUACAUAAGAUUAAUAUAUUUUACGUUUUGAAUCGAGAUUAAUUUCCUAAUGUAAAGAUGAUAAUUAGAGAAAAUUCAUCAUCUCAUUUUAUUGCGGAGAUGACACUAUUAUGGUUUAUGAAGAUGCUGAUAAAAACUCUGGAAUUUGGGGAGGGAAAUUUUUAGAAAGAAUGAUCCAUUAUAAUCCUAUUACUGGUAAAUAAUAUCAAGAAAUAGAUUUUUAAAUUGGAGAAUUAGUAUAAUUAGGAGGUUAUAAAUUCUAACUUUUGAGAGCAGAUGAAUAUACAGUCAAAUAUAUGAAGUCAAAACCCGAAGUUUUUAAAGAAUCUGAUAUUUAGUAAGUUGUUAAUAGAUUAAGAUAGUUCUCAUAGAAAUUCAAGAGCUAUGAGGACUUUUUGAUUUAGUUUGUUAAAAAUAUAGAUUAAGAUGCUCAAGGAUAAGUUGAUUUUAAUUAAGUUGUUAGGGGUCUGUAGAAAUUAGGGUUUAAUUUAACUUAUUAGGAAAUAUAUACUUUAAUUAGACAUUACAGUAUUGGAGAUAAUUUCAAACUAUCUAUGAAGGAUUUAUUUGUGGGAUUAGGAGGAAAAUAAAAUAUAGAAACUAAAUGAUUUAUAAUAUAUUUUUAUUUAAUUUUCAUUAUUAAUUAUAAUAUUUUUUUCUUUAUUUUUAUAUAUAUACUAAUUGCAAUAAUAUAUAAAAAUAUAUUAUUUGAUAAAUAUUUUUUAAUAUAU
This is a messenger RNA of Ichthyophthirius multifiliis, 2577 nucleotides long. RefSeq names its product flagellar microtugule protofilament ribbon protein, putative. NCBI's taxonomy places the organism in Eukaryota, Ciliophora, Oligohymenophorea, Hymenostomatida. The transcript has 6 exons. Gene Ontology annotation, biological process: mitotic cytokinesis; mitotic spindle organization; cilium-dependent cell motility. The record is from RefSeq and is a predicted model, not a curated record. Gene Ontology annotation, molecular function: alpha-tubulin binding; calcium ion binding. Gene Ontology annotation, cellular component: axoneme; mitotic spindle.